UGGUGUCAAGGAAUUCACUUUGGAGGAUGCUCGUGGUCCAGAAAAGUACUUGCCUAAUUCUUUAUUCUCUUGUAAGGACUUGACACAUUUGACACUCAUCAACUGUAAAUUUCUCCCUCUUCCUCCUAAGUUUCAAGGCUUUCCAUGUCUUAUUAGUCUUAGGUGGGAGACGCCUUCCUUCACUUCAGACAAUUGUAAAGAGAUCAGUGUGUUGGAAACUCUUAUUUCUAAAUGCCCACAGCUUCGGAGCUUUUGUUUAAGCGUCAGUAUCCGUGGACAGGAAAAGAAUCUGUGUAUUUGUGCUCCAAAACUUCAAGAAUUAUUUAUGGAGGGUUCACUUUCUCAUUUAUCCUUGGAGGGAACCACUGUUAUAAAAAAGCUAGCCUUAAAUCUUUUUUGUACGAAGUUCCAACAUAGCAAGCAUAUGAGUGACUUCUUCAGUACCUUGCCCAAAGUAGAGAAGCUCAUUCUAAAAGGCUUAAUUUGGGGGGCAAUGAAGUGGUCUGAAUUUAGAUCUCCCAGAAAAUUUCCAAAAGGACUCGACAGGUUGCGGACUCUCAAGUUUAUUGGGAUACCACUGCAUUGCCAUUUCAGUAUUUCUCUUCUUCUUUGCUUGCUCAUGAGCUCCCCGGCUCUAGAGCGACUAUACAUUGAAGCUUCAGAACGUGAAGAAGUAUCUCUUGAGCAGCCAAUUCAGAUUGAUGACACUUGCAUCCUUCCGUGCCUUCGAAAUAUACAGCUUGUUGGUAUCUCAGGGUUGCGCUGUCAGUUGCAACUUAUAAAGUUUCUACUUGCAUGCUCGUCUGCACUCGAGGAAAUGAGUAUUGAACUCAGUAUGGCAAUGGGAGGAGCUCAAGAAAAAAUUCACUUUGUCACAGAGUCACUUCAAUAUUGCCGAGCCUCACCAACUGCCAAGGUUAUUAUCAAGACAAAGAAAUUGUCCUCUGUUAGGUACACUUUUUCUCCCAUAUGGCUUGAAUGAGGAUAAUCCCUGUCCCUUGAAGUGAUGCGAAUCGACCUGUUCCAUCUUCCAAGUUAGUCUGCUGCUGAAACUAUAAUACAUCUCAGUACAAGAAGGUUUUAGACAUAAUAUUAUGGUUAGGAUUUUAUAGCUAUCUGAUAAUAGUUGCUAAUUUUUUGGACCAAAUAGCUACACAUUCCUCUUUAUAACAAUGUUGUAAUUGAUCAAGGCAGAUAUGGAUUCUAUGUUUUGUACCUUUUUUUGCUACCCCUUAGCGAAUCAUGGUGCUUUUGCUGUGUAAUGUAGUUUCCUCCAAUGCAAGGGGUAAUGGAGGCUUUGGCUCUGUAUUGUAACUAUGGUACUUAAGAAUGUAAUGUACAUUUGUUAUCUUCC
Beta vulgaris subsp. vulgaris (sugar beet) is the source of this 1354-nucleotide messenger RNA. RefSeq lists its product as uncharacterized. The record is from RefSeq and is a predicted model, not a curated record. NCBI's taxonomy places the organism in Eukaryota, Viridiplantae, Streptophyta, Magnoliopsida, Caryophyllales, Amaranthaceae. Bases 326 to 982 code for a protein of 218 amino acids. The transcript is spliced from 3 exons.